AUGUUCCGAGGGACUGUGCUCCGUGCGUUUGCUGCGAUCGUGCUGUUAGUCGGGGUUGGCAAGGCGGCACCCCUUGAAAGGGACAUCGUCCCUACGGUUACGCUGGACAAGGGGACCUUCGUCGGUUUGAACGAGGGAACGGUGUACAAGUACCUGGGUAUACCUUUUGCUCAGCCACCGGUAGGAGACUUGCGAUUCAAUCUACCCGUCGCGAACAGCCCCUACAAUGGGACGCACAGCGCGAUAGCAUUAGGAGCUGCGUGUCCACAGCAAGCUGUAUCGCUACCGAUAGGCACCGGGCUCGUCGCUGACGCGGUCGCCUUCAUCGUCAACUCGAUAUUUCAGAUCGUCACCGGCAGCGAGGAAGAUUGCUUGACGAUCAACGUGGUCGUUCCCUCGACGGCCACAUCUACGUCCAAGCUUCCCGUGGUCGCCUGGAUUUUUGGAGGCGGGUUCGAACUUGGUUCUCCGGGCAUGUACGAUGGAGGCGUUAUCGUAGAACGUUCCAUCGAGCUUGGAGAGCCUAUCAUCUACGUUAGCAUGAACUAUCGAGUAUCUGCAUUUGGAUUUCUCGCAAGCCAAGAAGUAAAAGAUGCCGGAGUAGGUAAUCUCGGUCUGCAGGACCAACGAUUGGCGCUGAAGUGGAUUCAAAAAUACAUAUCUGCUUUUGGGGGAGAUCCCGACAAAGUCACGAUAUGGGGAGAGAGUGCUGGUGCUAUAUCUGUAGCAAUGCAUAUGCUCACUAACGGUGGUGACACCGAAGGCCUGUUCCGAGGCGCGUUUAUGGAAUCCGGAAGCCCGAUCCCUGUCGGUGAUAUCACGCAUGGGCAGGCAGUAUAUGACGCAAUCGUGGAUGAAACGGGGUGUACAGGCGCAUCGGACACUUUGCAAUGUCUCCGCGAGCUUCCGUAUACGACGCUCAAGGCCGCCGUGGACAAGUCUCCUAAUAUUUUUUCAUUCCAGUCGCUAAAUCUGGCUUAUCUUCCUCGUGUUGACGGAAAUUUCUUGACGGACGACCCGCAGAAAUUAGUACAAAGCGGAAGCGUGGCUGACAUUCCAUUUGUCAAUGGCGACUGUGAUGACGAAGGGACCCUAUUUACUCUGGUAUUGCUCAAUAUCACGACCGAGCAGGAAGUGCGGGACUACGUAGUUCAGAACUAUGUCCCGGAAAUUUCGGAUUCGGAUCUUGACACGCUGCUCACGCUUUACCCUGCUGACCCGACGCAAGGAUCGCCCUUCGAUACUGGUAUUCUGAACGCCUUGACUCCGCAAUUUAAGCGACUCGCCGCAAUGCAAGGUGAUCUCGUGUUCCAGGCCCCGCGCCGAUUCUUCCUGCAGCAGCGAUCUGCGAAGCAGAAGAUCUGGUCUUUCUUGAGCAAGCGACUUAAAGCUCUUCCUGCUCUGGGGGCUCUCCACGCCUCGGAUAUACUUGAUAUCUACGGCACCGGCGAGAUGCGUGAUUACCUCGUGCAUUUCGUCAACAAUCUCGAUCCCAAUGGAGACACGGGCACCACGUUCAACUGGCCUCAGUAUACGAACGACAGCCCUCAGCUGUUGACGUUCCUCGAUGACCUCACUACGCCGCUGCAGAUAACCCAAGACAAUUACCGCGUCGAUGGUAUGCAAUUACUGACCCAGCUCAGUCUCGCCGAGCCGCUGUAA
This is a messenger RNA of Punctularia strigosozonata HHB-11173 SS5, 1662 nucleotides long. Its product is annotated as carotenoid ester lipase precursor. The record is from RefSeq and is a predicted model, not a curated record. The coding region runs from base 1 to 1662 and encodes 553 amino acids. The transcript is spliced from 17 exons. Lineage: Eukaryota; Fungi; Basidiomycota; Agaricomycetes; Corticiales; Punctulariaceae.